This is a messenger RNA of Dentiscutata erythropus, 957 nucleotides long. Lineage: Eukaryota; Fungi; Glomeromycota; Glomeromycetes; Diversisporales; Gigasporaceae. The record is from the annotation of a GenBank genome assembly.
AUGUCUCCACCAUCCGGGAAACGGUCAGAAUCAGGUUUAGCUCGUUUACUGGGAUCAGGGACCUCAGGGUUGCUUGAAUUACUUGUAUUUCACCCCGUUGAUACUGUGGCAAAACGGUUAAUGACAAACCCUACAAAGAUAUUUAUUCCUGGUGCACCUUUUUCUCAAGGAUUUAGCAAUCUCGAAAAAGUUAUAUUUAAGGCGGAUCAUUCUUCUGGAGCUUUACGAAAAUAUGCAUCAUUAUUCCCCGGUUUAGGAUACGCUGGAGGGUAUAAAAUUCUUCAGCGUAUUUAUAAAUAUGGUGGACAGCCUUAUGUAAAAGAUUAUAUUAAUAAAUACCAUAAAGAUCUUUUUUAUACAACCUUCGGUGAAAAAAGUGGCAAAACAAUAAUACAUGCAACAGCUGGAAGUAUAAUUGGCGUUGGUGAAAUAGCACUCCUUCCGUUAGAUGUUUUGAAAAUUAAACGUCAAACGAAUCCAGAAUCUUUAAAAGGACGUAACAUUGUUCAAAUUUUUUGGGAAGAACGACAUCGUCUUUAUAGGGGCGGUCUUUGGACAGCAGCUCGUAAUGCACCUGGCAGCUUUGCAUUGUUUGGUGGUUCGGCUUUUGUCAAAGAAUAUAUAUUCGGUCUUAAGGAUUUUUCCAAAGCCACAUUUUUCCAAAACUUUUGUGCUUCAAUAGGUGGUGCUGUGGCUUCGAUCUCUGUAGCUCAACCGCUUGACGUUGUCAAAACCCGUAUUCAAAAUAGACCAUUUGAAUCACCUGAAAGUGGUGUUCAAAUAAUUCGUAGUAUGAUUAGACAAGAAGGUUUUAAUUCCUUUUUCAAAGGAAUUACUCCAAAAUUAGUGGUUGUUGGGCCCAAAUUAGUAUUUUCAUUUACAGUGGCACAGCAAUUAAUUCCAAUAUUAGAUAACUUUUUUGCGAGAAAAGGUAUUGUUAAUCCCAAUACUAUCUAG